This is a messenger RNA of Caenorhabditis bovis, 1503 nucleotides long. The record is from the annotation of a GenBank genome assembly. NCBI's taxonomy places the organism in Eukaryota, Metazoa, Nematoda, Chromadorea, Rhabditida, Rhabditidae.
AUGACGACGACGACGACGACGACGACUUCUGAUGAACCAACGUCAACAGCUGCACUUCCGCCAUCGACGACAACUGAUCAAUUACUUGAUGGCAAUGAGCCGGAAAAGGCGAGCAACAGCGAAGCGGUCUCAAACAUUAUAGUCGAGAAUUGGAUAUUUGCUCCAAUUGCGAUCACAAUUCAAAAAAUGAACGUGAACAAGAACCAGCAAGUAAUUCACGUUGAUUAUAAGGAAACUCGAAAGGAGUUCCUCGUUCAAUCGCUCAUCCCAUUCCUUUUCGCCGGACUCGGCUUAAUUCUUGCCGGAAUCCUGUUGGAGAAUGCUGAGGGCUCCUAUUUGUUCACUCAACUCCCCGAUGCUGUCAUCAUGGUCCCAACGCUUGUCGGACUAAAAGGAAAUCUCGAAAUGACGUUGUCGUCGCGACUAUCGACGUUGGCGAAUUUGGGGUUCAUGGAGCGACGCAAAGACAAAAUGAAAGUGGCCAUGUCGAAUAUGGCGCUGAUUCAAUGCCAGGCGAUUGUGGUAUCGUCUCUAGCCGUCGUUCCGGUCUUAUUGAUAGGAGAGCAGCCGAUCUCGUUCGCCGAUACUCUAUGCCUGCUUCUGUCAGCCGUCGCAACUGCCUCUCUCGCCUCGUUUGUUCUAUCAGUUCUCAUGGUUGUUGUGGUGAUUGCCGCCAGGAAAUAUAAGCUGAAUCCUGACAAUAUUUCGACACCAGUGGCAGCCUCUCUAGGCGAUGUCUCCACAUUGUACAUUUUGUUAACCGUGGGCACACUGAUCGUUCAAAUGAGACAAUUUCAUGUGAUAAUGCUCCUUUUUACACUCACUCUUUUCUAUAUUUUGGCGGCUACUGGAGCAGUGAUGGCGUCCAAAGACCAAUUCACAUUAGAGGUUUUGAAAAAUGGCUGGUGGCCGGUGGUGUGCGCAAUGAUCAUCACCACCGGAAGUGGGUAUGUCCUCAAAAAAUCGAUGUUGGCAUAUCCACCGAUAGCGGCAUUCCAACCCCUAAUCAAUGGACUUGGUGGGAAUCUCGUGGGAGUUCAAGCUUCUCGUAUCAGCACUCAACUUCAUCGAGCUCGCAAAAACCGCGAGAUCGAAGUGAAACCAAUGUGGAAAUAUUUGAGCCCAAUCGGAGCAUUCUUCAAAAAAUCAGAAGACGCCCUCGCCGCCCAAAUUCUUCUCGGAAUCUCGAUUCCUUCGAAUCUUCUAUUUAUUCAAAUCAUUUUCAUCGUCGGUUGCGGGUUUUCAAAUACGAUCGGUUUUACCAUUUCAUUCCUUCUGGUUUGCGCAAUUCAGGUCGCAUUUCUCCUUUACAUCUGUCAAAUUCUCGUCCGGGCCAUGUGGGUAAUGCGAAUCGAUCCCGACAAUUCGGCGAUUCCAUUUCUGACCGCGUUGGGCGAUCUCGUCGGAUCAUUGCUCCUCAUUCUCUGCUUCUGGAGUCAAUGGAUGUAUUUCGGAUUGCCGGUGUCCGCAGCACAGCUUGCUAAUCACAAAUUUGGGCAUUAG